AUGGCGCUCGCCCGUCCGUUGCCCCCGUUGUGGCAGACGCUGUUUCCCGGCCUCAAUGGCCCCAUGCGACCCGUCCUGAACCUGCCACUUCUCCAGCGCCUUUCACAGCCCUUCCGGAUGCUGCCUACGCCAUUCGCCGCCCUCGCAUUGCCUUCAAUCUCGUUUCCCUCAAUACCGUCGAUCGCCGAUAUAUGGGAAGGAAUCCUCAAGGCUGUACCAAAGAAGAAGACAUCAUACCGCAAAAAGCGACAACGCUUCAUGGCCGGCAAGGGACUGAAGGACAUCACUGCACUGCACACAUGUCCAGCUUGCGGGAGGGUCAAGCGGUUGCAUAUUUUGUGCCCUUACUGUGUGGAUGCGAUCAAAACCCAUAUUUUUGGCCAGAUGAACUGGUCCCUCCGCACACCGACCUCCAAGCAGAUGAAGCAGAUGAAGCGCGACAAGCGCGAUGAGAACCGGAGGAAGCGCCAGGUAGAGACGGAUCCGAGGAAAGAAAAGGAGGAACAGAUCUUGAAGCACACGGGGUGGUUUGGAAAGUCAGGUUGAUUGAUAACGGAUGAUUGGGGAUACGAUGGGCAGGGACGAACUGUGCUGGCUCUCGAUAGAGAUGUGUACAACUAUUUGCAUGGACAGGCGUCACUCAGGUGUUCAGCUGUUUGCACAUUGGAAAUGUAGCAACAUGUAGAACGCAAGGCAGGAGGGAAUAUAUCAUGACAUUAUGGCAUGGCGACAACAUUACGGCACUUGCCAAAAAUGAACAUUAUAAUGGCUUCCUCGUCCCUUCUUCGAAACUAUCCAAUCUUGAUGAUAUUGCACUGGGACGUUUGAUUUACAAUCCCUCACUUCGUCCGCGUUUUGGGUCGAGCGUUCUCGAAACAUAGCCGAGCCUGAACACUCGAAAGGCG
Dothidotthia symphoricarpi CBS 119687 is the source of this 905-nucleotide messenger RNA. RefSeq lists its product as uncharacterized. Gene Ontology annotation, cellular component: mitochondrial large ribosomal subunit. The coding region runs from base 1 to 546 and encodes 181 amino acids. NCBI's taxonomy places the organism in Eukaryota, Fungi, Ascomycota, Dothideomycetes, Pleosporales, Dothidotthiaceae. Gene Ontology annotation, molecular function: structural constituent of ribosome. The record is from RefSeq and is a predicted model, not a curated record. Gene Ontology annotation, biological process: translation. The transcript has 2 exons.